AUGGGAUCCCACCUUUUGGUGCAGCCUUCCAUGUGGGAUUUUGCCAAAGUCUAUGUAGAUCGUAUCAACUGUACUACCCUCAUCAACACAGAGAAAACAAAAAAGGCAAAAAGGCAGCCAUCCCCCGGGCCUGUGUCAAGUGUGACGUCCACUCUCAGAAGAUCUCAGUCUCCCGCAAACAUGUCCAAGAGGUCAUCGUCACCUGCUGUGAAGGCCAACUCAAAGAUUCGAACGCGCUCUCCCAGCUCCAGCAAAGAGCUUCCGCCAUCUCCCACUUCCAGCAGCAAGUCUUCGCCCAUGAAAAGACGACCGUCUUCUCAUAACACUGCAGAAAGUAAAAAAAAGACCAAAGACAAGGGAGAGCUGGUGCGGCAGAAGUCGGAGGACACUACAGGGAACAACGCUAAAUCCCCAGAGCUGGCAGAAAGCGAGACUCCAGUGACUACACCAGUCAAGGAGCAUGACCGGAAGAAAGCAGCUCUAGCUGAAGACGCGUCCUCUACAAAGACCACCGCGGGGACGACGAACCCGGAGGCAGCGGCGAAGCUGCUAGCAGAAAGGCGGAGGUACAUCCGGCUGCAGAAGGAGCUGGAGGAGAAGGAGCGGCUGGAGCAAGAGGAAGCAGAAAGGAAACGUCAGGAAGAGCUGCAGAGAAGGGAAGCUGAAGAGAAAGCUCACCGUGAGGAAGAGGCACGAAAACUCGAGGAACAGCGAAGACAGCAGGAGCUGGAGCGCCAGAGGAAGGCAGAAGAGGAAAGAAUCCUCCAGGAACAACAGGAGAGAGAACUUCUGGCCAGACUGGAGCAGCAGCGAGAAGAAGCUGAAACCAAGGCUCGAGAGGCAGCAGAGAGACAGCGAUUAGAACGGGAAAAGAUCAUCCACCAGAUCGAGCUGGAGCGAAUGGAGCGAAAGAAGAGAAUAGAAGAGAUCAUGAAAAGAACCAGGCGACGUGAUACUGGAGACUCCAAGAAAGAUGAAAUCAAAGCAGAAAUCCAUCCUGCCGGGAACGAGGAGAAACAGCUUCAAACCCCAGUCUCUGUGGAAAAAGGUUUGGAUGGAAAGCAGCAGGAGGAGGUACCCUGUGCUCAGGCUGAGGCUGAGAUUGUGCCAGGGCUGGAGGUGGUCACUGGGAACGAGCAAACGGACAAUGUGGAUGAGCAACCAAACAGUGCAGACGAGUCGACAGACGAACCACAGUCCAUGGAUGUGAGCCCCAUGUCAAAAGACGACGGCAUCUCCAUUCCUGAGUUCUCGCCGCUCAAUGAGGUGAGCCACGUUGUUGAGCUGGAGGAGGAGCAGCAGAAUGGACCAGCUGAUGCUCAGGCUGUCGAGGACCUCAUUGACCUGACCGUCCAGUCAACCUACACCCAGCUAUCCUGUGACAAGAUGACCUUGGAUGACUGCAACAAGAACUUGAUCGAAGAGCGAUGCCUUUCAACGGAGAAUCCUCUUAUCACAUCCCUGACUACAUCUGUGGACGAAACCCAUAUACAACCAUCUGCAGAGUUCUGAACACAUAGAUGCAGGGGCGCAAAAGACUUGGCUUCAAUCCGUCCAGCAGUACUAUGAUUUUGAAGACUGCGCUACUUUAAGAAGAUUCAUGUAGCCUUCAUAGAUAUCGUGGUAUAACUAACAGUGAUCCUUCAAGCAGCAGUUCAAAUCAUCCAUUUAAAUGCAAGUCUGUCUUUUUUACACAUGUAAUUCUGCAAAUCUUCUCCCUGGCCAGAGCGGUCAGCAAGAGCAACAAACCGAAGUAUCAUUCAUCCUGCAAUUAAAUAACCACUAUAGAAGCUCACUCACAUUUACUGUGUUAAUAAUUUAUAGUAAUCCCUCCAUCAUGGUGAACUAUUAUCCACACUGUUAAGAUCAAUGUGAAUCUCGACGAUAUUUACUUCGCUUCUGCUGGCUUCUCAAAUUUUCUCUUCUAAAAAGAAAAGGAAGUUGAUAUUGAAACUGAGUGAGUGAAUUUCCCUGGAGAGGUACUGGUUUAAUUGCACUAUGUAUGAAUCUUGCAGUGAUGCACAGUAUGGAUUAGGGGACAUUGUAAUGUGUUUUAGAAAACUCAGGUAUUCUUUCAUGGUUACUGAAUGUUCAUUUUGAAGCAGAUGUUAAAAAUGUUUUAUUAUGAUUCUCAAAGCAUUUAUUGCAUCAUAUUUAAUUAUUGUUUUUAUAAAUUAAUUGUUUUCAUAUCUGAAAACCGGAACCUCCUGAUUUUUAUGGUAAAAUGGAAUUGUGAAAUUCUUGCCAUCUUUAAUUGCCAGAAUAGUAUUGAGUGCAGUGUUAUAUUUGGUUUAUUGCUAUCAACAGACUUUUGAGAUCAAACAUCCUUAAAAUAUGACAAUAUCGUGCCUCUAAAGAAAGUACCACAUUAACCAAAAGCACCUUUUGCUGCAAUUUAUCACGUGGAAAUGUUUUAUUUUGUAAAGGUUAGCCAUCAGUUGUGAGGAAUCAGACUUUGCAAGCCUGCAUUUAAAGAUUGGCUACACACCCUGACCCUAUGUACUGAAGGGAUAUAUAUCGUCAAUGUGCGUGGAGAUUUCUCUCAAAGUGUAACAUGCCUUGCAGUUUUUGUGUCAUUACUUAAAAUACCAAGUUUCCCUUGCAUCUCAAAACCAGCUCCAGGUUUAAUCUGCAGACGGGAGGAAUAAAUGCUACUGUACUGAUGGAAAAUAUUGACAUUAGUGGAAAUAAUUUCACAAAGGCUUGCAAUCUUUACAUAAUUUUCAGUUGCAUCUCACCACUGCAACGAGCUUUGCAAAAUGGCAAAUACAGUCAAAUAUAAAACAAUGCAAAAGGAUGUCUUUGCAAGAGCUCUCAUUUCCUUAAGCAUUGUGCUUUGAAAGUAACUUACAUGAUUACUGGUAAAGACAACAGUUGGGACACUUUGCACUGUCUGUGGUUCAAGCAGCUUGUACCAACCCAAAGGGAAUGACAGUCGAGUUAAAAUACACCCGGCAUCAAUUGGACUGUAUAAUAAAUGAUGCAGGUUUGUUAAUCCAGUAAUGUAUUCUUGAAUGGUAAUCAAUCCUCAUGGAUGUAAAUUAAGUUACCAACACCCCAAAGUGUCCAGAAAUUAAUCUCCUUGGCAUGACUGUGAGCAAACGUCAAAUUAUGGGGAUGUGUCAAAUCUUGUGGCUCCUCCUUCGUUCUUUUUGGAACCAUCCGUGACAGAAACGUUAGAAAUGUGGAAUAGACGGUUUGACUCAAGCAGCUUGAAGCAACAGGGCUACCAGAGUCGACAACGCGAGGUCCAAAACCUUCAGUCAAAGCAGUUCGACAACCCCAGGAAAGUACCUCACCUCCCUCACAUUGGUUUCCACUGGAGAGGUUAUACUUGUGUGUUGAAAUCACAGCGACUGGCAGUCUCACUAUUUGGUUGUGGGUAAGCUCCCAGGUCCUCUCCGUUCUUUCCUUGCAUUCUCUCUGUGUCUGCGUGGGUUUCCUCUGGGUGCUCCGGUUUCCUCCCACAGUCCAAAGAUGUGCAGGUUAGGGUGGAUUGGCCAUGCUAAA
This is a messenger RNA of Rhincodon typus (whale shark), 3510 nucleotides long. RefSeq names its product MAP7 domain-containing protein 2-like. The record is from RefSeq and is a predicted model, not a curated record. Bases 1 to 1512 code for a protein of 503 amino acids. The transcript has 11 exons. NCBI's taxonomy places the organism in Eukaryota, Metazoa, Chordata, Chondrichthyes, Orectolobiformes, Rhincodontidae. Gene Ontology annotation, biological process: microtubule cytoskeleton organization. Gene Ontology annotation, cellular component: microtubule cytoskeleton.